Messenger RNA from Arachis stenosperma, 1307 nucleotides. Its product is annotated as GDSL esterase/lipase At1g71250-like. Bases 1 to 1113 code for a protein of 370 amino acids. The record is from RefSeq and is a predicted model, not a curated record. Gene Ontology annotation, molecular function: hydrolase activity, acting on ester bonds. The transcript is spliced from 3 exons. Lineage: Eukaryota; Viridiplantae; Streptophyta; Magnoliopsida; Fabales; Fabaceae.
AUGAAAAUAAGAGGGUUUGAUGUUCAAGUUAUUGUUAUGCUAAUGAGCAUGUUAAGCUUAGUUUAUUGUCAAAACAAAGAGGUAGUCACUACCACUAACAUUGAUGGUGGUAGAAUUGGUUCACAUUCAUAUGCAUUUUAUGUGUUAGGUGAUUCCUCAGUUGAUUGUGGAGACAACACCCUCUUCUACCCUCUCCUUCAUGGUCAUUUCUCUUUGUAUCCAUGUAAUGGCUCUGAUUCCACACUUCUUCCUCAACUUCUUGCUGAAAAGAUUGGACUGAAAUCAAUGAGACCAUUCUAUGGUCAAAAUGGAUCUGUAGAGGAGAUCUUUGGGGGUCUCAACUUUGGAUCAACACAAGCUACAAUCAUGAACCAGGGAAGCCAAAGCCACCAAUCACUCAACCAACAACUCCGGCAAGUUUCCGAGACCAUGCAGCUGUUGCAGCUGCAUCUGGCCACGGACAUUGCUCUCCAAUUUACAAGAUCCUCCAUCUUUGCUCUCUCAUUCGGCAAAGACGAUUACAUUGAUCUCUUCCUUCAGAACUCUACCAACCAAAUGUCCAACCACACUUUUGCCACCAUUCUUGUGGAUCAAAUGACAAAUGCAGUGAGGUACCUCUAUGAUGCAAAUGCAAGGAAGAUCAUAUGCUUCGGAAUCCUUCCUUUGGGGUGCACUCCACGCGUGGCGUGGGAGAUGAAUCGCACGUCAGAUUACAAUGGAAGUGGUUGUGAGGAGCAAGUUAAUGAUUUGAUCAUGGAAUACAAUAACUUGCUAGAGGAACAUAUGGCCAAGCUUAACACUGAACUCCCUGAAAUUCAUGUGGUGUUCUGUGAUGUAUACCAUGGAAUGAUGGAGAUUAUCAACCAACCUUGGCUUUUUGGUUUUGUAGACACAAAGACUGCAUGUUGUGGACUAGGCUUGAAUGGUGCAAUGAUAGGAUGCAUGUCCAUGGACAUAGCAUGCAACGAACCUUCAAAACACCUAUGGUGGGAUCUAUUGAACCCUACACAAGCAGUAAACUCAAUCCUAGCUGAUGCAGCGUGGUCUGGCUCACUAAUCUCAAAUCUUUGCCAUCCUAUCACCAUCCAUGAAUUGGUCAACAUCAAAGUGUAGAAGAAACAACCACCACCAUUUUUCUUGAUUGAUCAUAUCUUUUUACCCUAUAUGUUAGCUUUGAAGAUGUUACAAAACACAAGUUCUUAAGUCUAGCUUACUCCAUUUGCUUUUAGUAUUUAAUUACACCAUAAAGAACGGUUGUUAAGUGUGAUCUUAUAAAUAUAAUUAUGAUUUACUAAAAUGGGUAUUUG